AUGCCGAGACCAACUCCUCGAUCCCCCGGCAAGGAUUUCUGGUGCCAAGCUUUUGACCAGCCACACUCCGAACGGUCGAUGAUAGUCAACUGGUCAAAACAACUCAUCUCAUCAACAGCAACAGCAACAACCAUCAGCAGAAGAACAACAGCAAUCAGAACGACCAACUCAAGAUAUUCGACGACGACGACGACGAGGAGGAGUCAUAAUCGAACGAUGAUCUCUGUCAGUGAUCUUAACCCGGCUAUCAUUCAGGCCCAAUACGCCGUCAGAGGAAGGAUCGCCCUUCGCGCGGAACAACUUAGAGCUACUUUACAAGCUGAUCCGGAUGCCAAAAAUCAACUAGGAUUCGAUUCGAUCAUCAAUUGCAACAUCGGAAAUCCGCAACAACUCGGCCAGAAACCGAUCACCUUUUAUCGCCAAGUGGCAUGUUUGACGGAAUAUCCGGAAUUGAUGGACGCUCCUGAGGCCUCCAAGUUGUUUCCUAAGGACGUCGUAGACCGUGCUAGGUCUCUUUUGGACUCCAUCGGCAGCGUCGGAGCGUACAGUCAUUCGAUGGGCGUCCCAAUCAUUCGACAACAUAUAGCCCAAUCAUCAAGAGAGCCUCAGCAGGAGUGUCGAAUAUCAUGCAACUAUUACUAUCUAAAGGAGACGGAUGGAGUGAUGAUACCGAUUCCACAAUACCCAUUAUACACGGCGGCGUUAGCCCUGAACUCGGCACGAGCGGUGGAAUACUACCUUUCGGAGGCGGACGAUUGGGCGCCGAAUCUAGCCGGCUUAGAGGAAGUGAUACGGAAGGCACAGGAGGAGGAUCAGACGAAGGUGCGGGCGAUGGUGGUGAUUUCACCGGGGAACCCGGUGGGCAAUUGUCUGAGUCAAGAGAGCAUGGAAGCGAUUGUCCGGUUCUGUUUCAAGCACAAGAUCUUGUUGCUAGCCGACGAGGUCUAUCAGACCAACAUCUUCGAGCCCGAGCAACGACCGUUUGUCUCGUUCAAGAAGGUGGUCCGCGGGAUGGAGGAGUCGAUUGCCUCGGGCCAGGGAUUGAUCAGCUUCCACUCGAUCUCGAAGGGACAGACGGGCGAAUGCGGCCGUCGAGGCGGUUACUUCGAGCUCGUCAACAUCCCCAAAGAGGUCCAAGAGCAAGUCUACAAGAUGGCCUCCAUCCAACUCUGUCCGCCCCUGGCCGGCCAGAUCGGCGUCGAUCUCCAAGUCAAGCCGCCCCUCCCUGGUGACGAAUCUUAUCCCCUCUUUAAGAGCGAGGUCGACUCGAUCGCACAGGCUUUGGCAGAUCGCUCAAAGACCCUCGCCGACUCGUUCAAUCGGCUCGACGGCCUCUCCUGUCGAAAGGCCCAGGGCGCAAUGUAUCUCUUUCCGAAACUCGAGCUCCCGACUAAGGCUCAUCAAGCCGCCGAACAAGCAGGCUUACCUGUCGACGAAUUCUAUUGCAUGGAAUUGUUAAAUCAAACCGGGAUUUGCAUUAUUCCGGGAUCGGGGUUCGGCCAAGAGCCGGGGACGUUCCACUUUAGGACGACCUUCUUGGCCCCUCAAGUGGAUGAUUAUGUGGCUCGGUUCAAACAGUUUCAUUCCGCCUUCUUGAAAACUUAUUCUUGA
Molecule: messenger RNA, 1611 nt
Organism: Puccinia graminis f. sp. tritici CRL 75-36-700-3
Lineage: Eukaryota; Fungi; Basidiomycota; Pucciniomycetes; Pucciniales; Pucciniaceae
Product: alanine transaminase
Exons: 5
Coding region: 1-1611 (536 amino acids)
Biological process (GO): biosynthetic process
Molecular function (GO): L-alanine:2-oxoglutarate transaminase activity; pyridoxal phosphate binding
Source: RefSeq, a predicted model, not a curated record